GCGAAAGGGAGUCUGAUUUUCUCUGCUUACUUGAGGAAGAGGCAAUCCAAUCCGUAGAGGAAGGAUCACAAGAAAGCAUAACGUUUCGUGUUGGAAUCAGCAAGGGAAAAACCCUAGCAAGUUUCUCGCUUGAUCAUCAACCCCCCCACCCCCCCCCCAAAAGAAAAAAAAAAUAAACUUUUGUUUUUUUCCACAUAUAUUGCCUGUUUUCUUGAUCUGUGUUACGUGCAGUGCUCAAAGGUGGUUGCUUUUUCCAUCAAACUCUGUCCUGAUAUUGACCCUUUUGGUUUUUCUUCGUUCCAAUUCGUCAAUCAGUCUAUCAGUUGCUUCCUGACCCGGUUCUCCAAUCCACUUCUUGUUUCGUGUUUGUUUGCAGAUAGUGCUGCCAUGGCGAAAAGCUCGUUCAAGCUCGAUCACCCACUCGAAAGGAGGCUGGCGGAAUCUGCAAGGAUCCGAGAGAAGUACCCAGACAGAAUUCCUGUCAUCGUGGAGAAGGCUGAAAGGACUGACAUCCCUGACAUUGACAAGAAGAAGUACCUUGUGCCAGGGGAUUUGACUGCAGGGCAGUUUGUCUAUGUUGUUCGGAAGAGGAUCAAGCUAAGUGCCGAAAAAGCCAUAUUUGUCUUUGUAAAGAACACUCUGCCUCCCACUGCUGCUUUGAUGUCUGCAAUUUACGAGGAACACAAGGACGAGGAUGGAUUUCUUUACAUGACUUACAGUGGAGAGAACACCUUUGGUUCGACCUUGAUCAUAUCUUAGAGAGAAUUUAUGUAUAGGUUCCUACUCUGGAAGGUGUACAUUCUCAAGUCAUUCGGCUUCUCCUUAGGCAUCCGGAUCUAGCUAACUAUUUUUAGCAUUAUCAUCGUCAUUUUGGAGUCCCAGUCCCCUGGAAUGUUGAUCUUAAUUGGUCGUUUGAUUGAAGUUUAGCUCAAUAAUCAAUGCCAUGUCCUGGGUCAUUCCCGUGAGUUUCCA
This is a messenger RNA of Punica granatum (pomegranate), 972 nucleotides long. NCBI's taxonomy places the organism in Eukaryota, Viridiplantae, Streptophyta, Magnoliopsida, Myrtales, Lythraceae. The record is from RefSeq and is a predicted model, not a curated record.